AUGAAGCGGAGAGCAUCAGACAGAGGAGCUGGGGAAACGUCGGCCAGGGCAAAGGCGCUAGGAACUGGCAUUUCGGGAAACAAUGCAAAGAGAGCUGGACCGUUCAUCCUUGCUGUUCUCUGUGCCAUAGGUCCCCGUCUGGGCAACUCACCGGUGCCCAGCAUUGUGCAGUGUUUGGCGAGGAAAGAUGGCACGGAUGACUUCUAUCAACUGAAGAUCCUUACCCUUGAGGAAAGGGGGGACCAAGGACUAGAAAGCCAAGAGGAGAGACAAGGCAAGAUGCUGCUGCACACCGAGUACUCCCUGCUCUCCCUCCUCCACACGCAGGACGGUGUGGUCCACCACCACGGGCUCUUCCAGGACCGUACCUGUGAGGUUGUUGAGGACACAGAAUCCAGCCGAAUGGUUAAGAAAAUGAAAAAGCGCAUCUGCCUUGUCCUUGACUGCCUUUGUGCACACGACUUCAGCGACAAGACUGCCGACCUGAUCAACCUGCAGCACUAUGUCAUCAAAGAGAAGAGGCUCAGUGAGCGGGAGACUGUGGUCAUCUUCUACGAUGUGGUACGAGUGGUGGAAGCCCUGCACCAGAAAAACAUCGUGCACAGAGACCUGAAGCUUGGGAACAUGGUGCUCAAUAAGAGGACUCAUCGGAUAACCAUUACCAACUUCUGUCUCGGGAAGCAUCUUGUGAGCGAGGGGGACCUUCUGAAGGACCAGAGGGGGAGCCCUGCCUACAUCAGUCCGGAUGUGCUCAGCGGCCGGCCAUACCGGGGCAAGCCGAGUGACAUGUGGGCCCUGGGCGUGGUGCUGUUCACCAUGCUCUACGGCCAGUUCCCCUUCUACGACAGCAUCCCACAGGAGCUCUUCCGGAAGAUCAAGGCCGCCGAGUACACCAUCCCUGAGGAUGGGCGCGUUUCUGAGAACACUGUGUGUCUCAUCCGGAAACUGCUGGUCCUCGACCCCCAGCAGCGCCUGGCCGCCACUGAUGUCCUGGAGGCCCUCAGUGCCAUCAUUGCAUCUUGGCAGUCCCUGUCGUCUCUGAGUGGGCCUUUGCAGGUGGUCCCGGACAUCGAUGACCAAAUGAGCAGUGCCGACAGCUCCCAGGAGGCGAAGGUGACAGAGGAGUGCUCCCAGUACGAGUUUGAGAACUACAUGCGGCAGCAGCUGCUGUUGGCGGAGGAGAAGAGCUCCAUCCACGAGGCCCGGAGCUGGGUGCCCAAGCGGCAGUUUGGCAGCGUGCCACCAGUGCGACGGCUGGGCCACGAUGCACAACCCAUAAACCCGCUGGACGCGGCCAUCCUGGCACAGCGCUACCUACGGAAAUAG
Molecule: messenger RNA, 1326 nt
Organism: Orycteropus afer afer
Lineage: Eukaryota; Metazoa; Chordata; Mammalia; Tubulidentata; Orycteropodidae
Source: RefSeq, a predicted model, not a curated record